GUUUCCACGUCGCGAUGUGGGCGCUCCGGGCGGCGAGAGGUUCCCGGCCUGGACCGAUGGGCCUUGGGGCGCGUGUGGGAGCCCGGAGGGGACAGCGCGCGGGCGAGAGGAGGAGUGUGAGAGCGCGGCCGUGAGGCCCCCUAGACCCCGAAGCUGGACCCUGCUGUGACACAUCCACCAUGUGGCUACUCUUUCAUGUCCUCUGGCUCGUUCUGGCCUGCAGCUCUGUUCACACCACCCUAUCAAAGUCAGAUGCCAAAAAAGCUGCCUCAAAAACACUGUUGGAGAAGACUCAGUUUUCAGAUAAGCCUGUCCAAGAUCGGGGUCUGGUGGUGACAGACCUCAAGGCUGAGGAUGUGGUUCUUGAACAUCGCAGCUACUGCUCAGCGAGGGCCCGGGAGAGGAACUUUGCUGGAGAGGUUCUGGGCUAUGUCACGCCAUGGAAUAGCCAUGGUUAUGAUGUUGCCAAGGUCUUCGGGAGCAAGUUCACACAGAUAUCACCAGUCUGGCUGCAGCUGAAGAGACGUGGCCGUGAGAUGUUUGAAGUUACAGGCCUCCACGAUGUGGACCAAGGGUGGAUGCGAGCUGUCAGGAAGCAUGCCAAAGGCCUGCGCAUAGUACCUCGGCUCCUUUUUGAGGACUGGACUUAUGACGAUUUCCGGAAUGUCCUGGACAGUGAGGAUGAGAUAGAAGAGCUCAGCAAGACUGUGGUUCAGGUGGCAAAGAACCAGCAUUUUGACGGUUUUGUGGUAGAGGUCUGGAGCCAGCUGUUGAGCCAGAAGCACGUAGGACUCAUUCACAUGCUUACCCAUUUGGCUGAGGCACUACACCAGGCCCGGCUGUUGACCAUCCUGGUCAUUCCACCUGCUGUCACUCCUGGGACCGACCAGCUAGGCAUGUUCACGCACAAGGAGUUCGAGCAACUGGCCCCGGUGCUAGAUGGCUUCAGUCUCAUGACCUACGACUACUCCACGUCACAACAGCCUGGACCUAAUGCACCACUGGCCUGGGUUCGAGCCUGUGUCCAGGUCCUGGACCCCAAGUCACAGUGGCGGAGCAAGAUCCUCCUGGGGCUGAACUUCUAUGGUAUGGAUUAUGCAGCCUCCAAGGAUGCCCGUGAGCCUGUCAUCGGGGCCAGGUAUGUCCAGACUCUGAAGGACCACAGGCCUCGUGUGGUGUGGGACAGCCAGGCAGCAGAACACUUCUUUGAGUACAAGAAGAGCCGUGGUGGGAGGCACAUCGUCUUCUAUCCAACUCUGAAGUCCCUGCAGGUACGGCUGGAGCUGGCCAGGGAGCUGGGCGUCGGGAUCUCCAUCUGGGAGCUGGGCCAGGGCCUGGACUACUUCUACGACCUGCUUUAAGCUGGGCAGUGGCCCCUAAGCCGACCUGGACUCAAUCUAAGCCAAUGACUUACUGGUGAAAUAUAGGCCUCUGUUCUCUUUACUGUGACACAUCUGAUGUGGUCCUAAGCAGAAGCCACACCCACACAUGGUGGUCUCUGCUCCAGAUGGUCUAGGAUGAGAAUUAGGACCCUUCCAACCCACCACUGGUUGCUGAGGGCCACAUGAGACCAAGACCCACAGCCGUCACUCCCUGGGGCCUGGAUCAGACCUCUUCACUGCUCCACGUGGCCUGUGUUGGAUGUGGGCCUGUAAGACCUGAAGUCAGAGUCAACCACACCUCCUGCUCGCUGCCCUCACCACAGACGUGCACAGGUGCCUGACACCUGUCUCUACUGAGCUUGAUGUAACCAGGCUGUGGGGUCAUGUUGAGAAUUGGCUCAGAGAAGCUGGUCCCAAUUACACAGACCUCUGGCCCCAAA
Jaculus jaculus (lesser Egyptian jerboa) is the source of this 1822-nucleotide messenger RNA. RefSeq names its product chitinase domain containing 1 (gene Chid1). Gene Ontology annotation, biological process: carbohydrate metabolic process. Gene Ontology annotation, cellular component: extracellular region. NCBI's taxonomy places the organism in Eukaryota, Metazoa, Chordata, Mammalia, Rodentia, Dipodidae. The record is from RefSeq and is a predicted model, not a curated record. The transcript is spliced from 13 exons. Bases 180 to 1361 code for a protein of 393 amino acids. Gene Ontology annotation, molecular function: oligosaccharide binding; chitin binding.